UUGUUUAAGUACCGACUGCUAGUCAGAUAUUUUACAAUAUAUUUACAGAGUUUCAGCGUAAAGUUAUGAGAAAUCAGUAUGCUCUUCAGCAUAAAUUAAAUGACUUGGAACGUGUAAUAUCGGAAUCUGCAAAUAUAAGAAAAUCAAACAUUAACCAAGUAACAGAUGAGGAAUCCGAACAGGUUCUUUCUAUUUGGAAAUUAUUUCCACUUGAUAGCGUACAAGCCUUGGAAGACGUGGAAAAUUCUUUAGCGGACCAACAGCUGCAACAACAUUUGGCUCUGAAGUUUUCAUUGGUAGGAGGAGAAACGGCAAAAGAUAUAACACGAAGAAUAUUAUAUUUAAUGUUAACAAAUGAUGUGGCAAAACUGUAUAGUUUUGACGGAGCAAAAGGAAAAUUAAAAUUUAAAUCUUUGAAACUGUAUCAUUUGUUAUUAGCAUCAAUUCGGAAGAAUCAAAAAACGCAUGACGCAACAGAAAGCGACAUACUACCAGAAAUCAGGCAGUGGCUGGCACAAGCAAAAUUUAGGAAACAAAAAUAAUUUUAUACUUUAUUUUUGUUUUAAAUACUUACAAAAUA
Photinus pyralis (common eastern firefly) is the source of this 580-nucleotide messenger RNA. RefSeq lists its product as uncharacterized. The record is from RefSeq and is a predicted model, not a curated record. Bases 66 to 542 code for a protein of 158 amino acids. Lineage: Eukaryota; Metazoa; Arthropoda; Insecta; Coleoptera; Lampyridae. The transcript has 3 exons.